UCCAAAGCUGGUGGGGAUGCUUUUUAGUGUGUGAGAGACAGAGGACACCAGAGCAAAAUGGAGAGCUGCUACAGAUGAAGACCAUCUCUGGGUCGGACUGAUAUUCAGGAUUCGGUUUAACAAAAUUGAUUUUAUUUUGGCGAUGAAGUGGCUGGAGGGACUGAUUCAUAUCAGCCCUGGUAGUUCAGAGAGGAAGGGAGCGAGUCCUGACCUCAGGUGGGGAAGUUCUGUUAUCAUUUAUUCACAAGUGUGUGACAAUGGUGUGUGAGGCGCAGUGGUGGUGAGGUGGACGGCCGUGUUGCCUGCAAGCUCUCAGGGAUUUGUUUCACAAUGUAGAAAUAAUUCAUGACCAUAAUUGAGUCCCCGCUGCCGGAAAAAAAAAAAGCUGAGCCAGAAGGCUAAUUUUAGAAUCGAGCAUCAUUCUAACUCUGACUUACUCGAACAAGUGGCUGGAGUUAAAGUGGGGUGGCUGCGUUUCUCUGUCGGAGUUGACUUACUCAGGGUUUUGAAACGGCAGGACAAUGUUGUUUCCCAGGAUGGAAAUCGCAAAACAUGAAUGUUCACAAUCAAAAUGUUGUUUUUUUUAAAACCAAACCUUCUGUUUAUGUUAUGGACCAAAGUGCAGUACUUUCUCAUGACAGUAGGUAUUUUUUGGGGCAAAGAAAGGCAAGCUCACCAGCGACAAAAGCUAAUGCUGUCGCCCGAUACCUGUUUAUAUCGCGCCUUGAAUUUGAUAUAAUAAGAUCUUUUUUUUUUAUUAAAAACAAAUAAAUCAUUUCCAGUUGAAUCCAGCAAUUGGAUACAAAUAUGGAGAGGAAGUGAAGGCAGUGGCGGGACAUGACUGGCUCAUACUUUACAGCAACACUUGUGAAUAUUCAUUCAGAGCACAGACUUGCUGUGCAGAAACAAUGUGUGAGUCAUGCUUCAACUAUCAGCCGCUCUGCCCAGUUCUUUCCCCGCAGCGGCACUUUUUCAUCAAUGAGCUGUAAAAUACCACUGUUUGUCAUAGUUAGAGUGAAGAAAGACAACUGCAAAAAUUCUCCAGAUAUAUUUGUAGUUUGCCGUGAUUGAGACAGGCGCUAGCUACUGUAGUACAAAGGGAACAGAAUUCAGUAGAAUAGCAAAGCGUAUGUUGGUAUUAUAAUAGCGUGAACUGCCGCUGUAAUGUUGCGUUCUGAAUGCAGUUUUGUGUUCAGACUUGACUUGAAGUGAUCCUUGGUGAAAAAUGGUUGCAACAUGCGGUAAUUUCUGAUGCAAAAUUUGCAUUUGCUGCCGUGGCCAGAUGGGGAGGGUAGAGUUGCCAAGUCAGCCUCUCCAACACAAAACCCGGUGACUUUCUAAGUCCUCUGGUUGACUUCAAAGCGAUGACAAAUCUAGCGACUCUUUCCGGUCCAGGUCUCAGCGACAAGCGCGUGUUGGUUGCCAAGUCAGAUCCCGGCACACGCGGAGCCAAUUAUGCAAGGUCACAUGACUCUUCGACAGCCAAAAGCAACAUUCCUUCCUGAGGCAUUGGCGACACUAGGAGGGAAGGAGUAAAUUGAAUUCAGUUCACAGUUUAAUACUUGAAUCUCAUUUGGAGAAUCUGACAGCACUGGUCUGGGCAAUUUAGCAGUUACCUGGAUAUAACCACAGCUCUAUGUACUUGUACUUGUAACUUAAACACUGCAGAUUACAGUGACAUUGCUAACAAGGGCUAACAAGCACCUUUGCAAGAAGCAAAGCAUUGAUUCACUCUUAACCUUUUUCCAGAAUGAGCACUUUUGCAACAAAAACAAUAGCUACCCUUGCGUCGAAUUUCACUGAAACUUGUGCAGUCCAGUUUGAAAGGCUAUAUCUCUUUAAUGAAGAGAAACCUCUCCUGCCCACGUUAGCACACAAUUCUCAGCUAACAACUGCCUCAGAGUGACGCUUCAGUCUUUAACACCAAACUGUCAAAAGUAUGCCAGUGCAUAACGUGGAUGUGUCAAGCUAAAGGAUUACCUGUAUGUUGCGCCGCAGCAGCCUCAUCUAUCAUCGGAGUUGGACUGCACUUUCACCAUUGUUAGCCACCCGCCAAACUAGCUGAGGGUGGAUUAAACGGUGGCUAUAGCAAGCAAGCGAGGAGCAAUUUCCGUUUAGCCAGUUUGGGAUGAAAAAGGCGGCGCAGUGUUUGGGACUUCUGAGUAGCUAGAGACAACUAGAACUUCAAGUGUGUCUGGAAGAAUGAAGCCCUUGCACCGGCCGAAGAGGUUAUGGAUCAGGAGGUGAAAGAUGUGACCGUGCUGUUUUGUUUUUCUCCUCUAGUUCUCAGCCUCUUGUUCCUUCCCUCUACAAUGAUCCCAGUCUCUUUAUUUUUGAUCUCUUUUAUUUCUUUUUCUCAUCAUCACAUCCUUUCACCUCCUCUAUACCUCUUCAUUCGGCCCCGCAGUACGGGGUCCCAGUCCACAUGAGCGUCUCCAAACCACCCCCGCCUCCAUCCACCUCCCACCUGGCUAUCCCUCCUUCCUCUUCCCCCACCCCUUCUUCAUCUGCCACCUCCCCUUCGGCAAUGCCCCACUCCACCGCCCCGCCCCCUCCCUCACCUGUCAAGAUCUCUAUGCAGGAGCACUUUGCCAUUAAUGUGUGCCCGGGUCCCAUCCUUCCUAUCCCGCAAAUAUCGGACUUCUUCCCACGGUUCCAUGACUAUCCCUGCACGCCGCCGCCUCCACGCGAGAAGAAGAUUCUCAAAGAGGAGACGUUCAACGGCGAGACGGGCAUAGGCUACAAAGAUGGAGAAAGGAGAGGGGACAACGACGGAGACAGGGAAGACGUGGCCGACUCAGAUGAUGACGACACUUACCUGGGAACUCUGGAGUUCAACCUCCUCUUUGAUCAGGAGAACAAUUGUCUUCACUGUACUAUUCACAAGGCGAAGGGACUCAAAGCCAUGGACUCCAACGGGCUGGCGGAUCCGUACGUCAAGCUUCAUCUUCUCCCCGGGGCGAGCAAGGCAAACAAGCUGCGCACCAAAACCCUGAAAAACACUUUGAAUCCGGUGUGGAACGAAACCCUGGUGUACCACGGCAUCACAGCUGCUGACAUGACCACCAAAACGUUAAGGCUGUGCGUGUGUGACAUGGACAGACUCGGGCGUAAUGAAUUCAUCGGUGAAGUGAGGGUUGCCCUGAAGAAAUUGAAAGAGGGCGAGAACAAGCGCUACAACAUGGGUCUGGAGAGGAUUGCUCAGAACAAAGAAGGCAACAGCCAAGCAGUGGAGCCUGGCGCGGUGGUGGCAGAGGAGGAGCGCGGUCGCAUCCUGGUGUCUCUGUGCUACAACACUGAGAAGGGCUGCCUGCUGGUCGGCAUCAUACGCUGCGCCCAUCUGGCCGCCAUGGACUCCAACGGCUACUCUGACCCUUUCGUCAAAAUCAUCUUGCAACCAGACAUGGGGAAAAAGUCAAAAUACAAGACGUCGGUGAAGAAGAAGACUCUCAACCCUGAAUUCAAUGAGGAGUUCUCCUACGAGGUGACCCUGGACCAGCUCGCCAAGAAAACCCUGGAGAUCUCGGUGUGGGACUACGACUUGGGAAUGAGCAACGACUUCAUAGGUGGAGUCGAACUGGGCAUCAAUGCCAGCGGACAGAGACUGAAACACUGGUUCGAAUGUCUCAAAAACAAAGGGAAGAAAGUGGAAUACUGGCAUACGCUCACACAACAAGGAGCUCCGAGCAGCGACAAACCCGACUAGCCUCAUCUGUCGCACACACAGCCUGACAACAGCGGUUAAAAAAAGGGAUAAAAACAUGCAAUAACAGAGAAAACAAAACCCAUCAUGCAACAUCAAGUACAUUCGCCAUAGUAUCCCAUGUUCAUGCCAACAGUGACGGUGUUAUUAGGGUGUAAUGUGACUCAAACCAAAUUGUAUGAAGCCCUACAUAGCAAUGCCAUUAAGUACAAGUACGACAAGUUUACCAGAGUUGUUUGAGCCUCUUGAAAAAUGUUUUGCCUUUGGACGUUUUAAUGUCUCUUCACACUUUUCCGAGUCCGAGAGCCUCCCUGCCAACAUGGCUGUCACUAGUACUUGGCCAGUGAAGGAAGCAGCGUCGCAUCCACUGAGAUGGGUGGGUCCAGUAUUGCCAAAUAUAAAGGGAGGUCAUUUAGAGGUCAUUUAUAUCUAUAUAUAUAUGCCUUUUAGAAUGCCUUUUAAAAACAAGUUAUUAUCACUUAUAUUGACAAUCGAUAAAACAACAUAUUUUAAGCGUAUAACAUCAUGGUGUAAUUAUGCUUUUCCCUAUUUUCACCUUGUUUUAUAAUGCCAUCGUCACCAAAUGUUUGUUUUUCUUGUCAAUGUGGCCCCUCCACUUGCCCAGGCCUGCUUCACUGGUUGCACACCUGUUGUUUGGAGGAGGUUCUAGCUUCAUAAAUUUGGAGUCAUGAAUAUUAAAACGAAGAGUUCAGAUUAAGGCAAAACAUGAUCAAGAGCUCAAAAAACACACGCCUUUUUUUAAAGGUUCAGUUCCGUACUUUGAUCCUGAAGUAGUGCAGAGGUUGUCAUUCAUGCAUCCACUUCAAAGACAUGGGAAAGGGGCCAACAUACGUGCUCUUUUGUCAGCAUACUGUAACACGUAGUUACAUGAAGGACUAUAAAAAAAAAAAACUCCAUCUUUGUGGAUCUGAUGCAAAGUAAUAUGGUAUUAUAAAGCACAAACUGAUUUCUUUGGUGGAUUUGUACUGUCAGUGUUUCAAUGUUCUCGUCCUUUCAGUGUCUCAGUGACGGUGGCUUUCAAUACGGCUUCAUAGCAGACAGUCAUGUGUCUGUGUACGUGAGUGAAUGCUGGGGAUACGAGUGCCUACAUUGACUGUGUGUGCUGUGGACGUCCAUCUCUGUCGACACCCAUUCAAAACCCUCUCACUUUGGUUUCGGUGAGUGGCUGUCUUCUGUGACAAACCAGACCUUUACUUCGUCCUGCAAAGAGCGGCUACAAAAGGACCGUGACUUUAACGUAGGAACCCAGUCCUGUUUGACCUUUGUGUGAUGACUGGUGCCGGCGAUGGAGCAGAUCCUGCUUCAGGAACAGUUCACAGUACCUCAGUGGAUUCUGAUAUCAUUGCUGUGGCUUUGGAAACGCGGCACGUGAUGCAACUUUUUCUUUCCGCGGGGCAAUAUCACUCAACCUAAAUUGCUUAUCUGUUUCAACAUCCACUCCCCUCCGAGGGGUGGGGGGUCUCCGACACACCCAGUCCGGUUCGGAGAGUGUCCUCUCCCCCGCUCCCUCGCCUCAUCUUCAAAGGAAUAACAUCAUAAAGUGGCCGCACCACUUCAUAUUUGCACCGCUUACAAUCAUCUUUUCAUCUUGGAUUAAAAAGGGAAGCCCUCCUGCCCACUUCGAAUCAGGCUGUCUGUGUCUGAGGUGUUGACACUUCAGGGAUCCAUUUCGGGUGAUCCUUCAUGCCUUCUUCUUCACGUCAUCUUGAACCGCUAAAACGUGUGGGCCACUCACCUCCGUACAAACAAAUUGGGAUGGUGCCUGCAUGAUAGCAACAGAAGGAUGAAGAGAAAGUUAAAAAAGAAAGGGAAACUGAUGGCGUGUGUCUGCACAUCUGCUGCAUGCUGAUGGGCUACACCAGCUCAACUGACUCAUUCCUGAGGGGAUAUCAAAUGAACUCCCUGGUUCAUCCAUCACAACUGCUCUGUGUCUACACUGGUCGGCUCAAACGCUCACACACAGCAUGCUCACACUCGCCAUCCUUUUUUUUUUUCAUUGACGGUUGAAUAUAUUUCUAUUUCCACCAGAGUAAACAAUAAAUCAUUUAUGUCUGAAGAAGAAGAAUUUGUUGUUUUCUCACAUAUUUUAUUUUUUUCCACCUAACAAACAGUGAUUUUCUCCAUCUAAUCUCCUGUGACAAAACCACGAAAUUUGUUGUCAGUCUUUACAUGACUAUGUCUUCACUAGUUUUAAUAAUUUUUUUGGGACACAGUGAUGCAGAAUGACGCUUGAAAGAAAAGCUGCUGCUUAAUAUAGUUUGACUAAACACCCCGUGAUUGUAUGAAAUAUGCAGACAAAUGUCAGAUUUAUGUGGUAGAAUUUGACAAUUUUGAAUGAUAUUAUAAAAAAUAUGAAUCCCCUUUUUAAACAAUCUAUAAAGUUUUACUUAAAAAAAAAUAAUCUUUUUAAUCACAUAUGAAUGUAUUUGUAAUUGUUCAGAAAUGGUAAGGAUUCGAGCUUUCAUUUGAGAUUAAGGUAGAAAUACACCACGAGGACGGAGGUGGUGUUUUGGUCUGGUUAUAAAAUUCUCAUCAUCACAGUCGUAGGUGCAAAACCAGCAGCAGAGCAUUGAAUGUUUAAUAAACAACAAUCUUUAGUUGAAAAUCGGAGCCACACGUCAUAAAAUACAAAACUUCUGCCGCUUUUUCUCUCCCUUUUUUUUCUAUUUUUUUUUUUAAACCCAAUAUUUUUGCCCUUCACAUAAUGUCAAUGACUGCAGUGAGCUCAACUGUUGAUGGAGUAUAAACAGCAGCUGCCACUGGAUUUGAAACAGAUCCAAGAUGGUUCAGCAGAGCAUCAUCACAACGCUUCAUUAAGUUUCAGCCAAGCUGGCUAUGGCAUUCCCUCUAAUGAUAGUCGGAGCGUCACAACAUACUUUACUUCCUGUCAAAGGGUCAUAUUUUAUCAACCAUUUCCCAAGAUGAGUAGAACUUUAAGAAGAUAAACAUUGUAUUUCGGGGCUUCUGUUUGACCUUUAGAGAGUUUAAGGUCAUGAUUCUUUCGUACUCUCUCUAUGCACAAACACAGCAUUGUUUGGUUUCGCAAACAUCAAGCAAUGAAGUCAUUUAAUUCUGAGUGAAACUACACCAAAAAGUCUUGUUGAACUAGGGGUCAAAUGGUAGUGCAGCUUGACGGAUACAUGUUUAGUAUGCCUUUGUUUUCAAGUCAAAUUUGUCUGUUUUCCGUUUGUGUAUCAUGAGUGACUUGUUUUUUCAUGAUUUUAUUUAUUUUUUGCUGUAUUACCGCCCUGUCGCUUUCCUUCACCCGGCUUCACAGACGCCCUGUUGCUGAGUACCGGCUGGCAAAAGAGAUCGACUUGUUUUCACUCUCCCUCAGUAUGUGGCUGCCAUCCUGUGGUGGGUUUGUGUGGCUACUCUCAAAAUAUACCAAGGCCGUUUCAGUCUCUGUUGUCUUUCCAAUAAAACAUGAAACCUUCAUUUCUGAAUACCUCA
This is a messenger RNA of Synchiropus splendidus (mandarinfish), 7177 nucleotides long. It is a transcript of the gene doc2g, whose product is annotated as double C2-like domains, delta. The transcript has 11 exons. Lineage: Eukaryota; Metazoa; Chordata; Actinopteri; Syngnathiformes; Callionymidae. Gene Ontology annotation, cellular component: membrane. The record is from RefSeq and is a predicted model, not a curated record. The coding region runs from base 2426 to 3706 and encodes 426 amino acids.